Gadus chalcogrammus (walleye pollock) is the source of this 4075-nucleotide messenger RNA. RefSeq names its product E3 SUMO-protein ligase ZBED1-like. Gene Ontology annotation, molecular function: protein dimerization activity. The transcript is spliced from 3 exons. Bases 2007 to 3848 code for a protein of 613 amino acids. The record is from RefSeq and is a predicted model, not a curated record. NCBI's taxonomy places the organism in Eukaryota, Metazoa, Chordata, Actinopteri, Gadiformes, Gadidae.
GCGCACACAGCUUUUGGCCGUGAUAUUAUUUAGAUAUCUAUGUAUUAUAUUAAAUAUUUAUAAUGGGCCAUAAUCACUAUCUCCUCCAUGCUGGGUUUACUCUGUGUCACGACCCCACUGGUAUCUAGGGAAAACCGGCUCUCUGUCUAGGCAGGAGUCGAGACACAUACGUAGUAUAACCACAGCUGGUAGGCAACUAGCUUCCGGGGCACGUGUGUAGUGACUCACCUGGGUUCCUGGUGAGCGCUGCUCCUUCUCUCUCUUGUUAUGGGGAUAGCCCAAGCGUUGUGGUGAACGGUAGCUGUCUCGUUCAGUUAUGGUUUACAUGUUUAGACAAACACUUGACAAACAAAGAUGGUGAAGGGGCGGUCACGUUCCCCCGUUGGACUCCUUAGCUCUGGAGUGUACUGGCAUCUGGGUGAAUGGCUUUACAAAGUCUUAUCCUGCCGGGGCCGUAACCACUGGCCACCAUGCUGUAUAUAUCCACCAUCUUGGAUCCCCCAGGUGACCCCAAUCAACCAAUCAAGGGAGCCACUCCCACUAGUGAUGGCAGUGUGACGCUGAAGCUUCGGUACGUGCUUCAAACCCUGAUCUACAACUCCCAAGAAGCACUGCUUCGAAGCUUGCUUCAGAGAAAAAGUCACGUGACAUGUGACGUCCGAAGCAGCAACUGGUUCGUUGCCUGAAUGAAUCACUCCACUGGUCCGCGGCUCGGUGGAGAAGCUUUGAGCAAAAAAAAGAAACCGACUCAAUCCAUAAGCCGUUGAAAAACGAAGGCAGCCUACCCCAAUACCAAUUAUUUGAGUGUCUAACCCCAUCCCACAUAAUCACCCCCUUUCAAAGUUACUCAAGCACACCCAACCACCUUGCCCGAAGCCAGGUCACCGCCUAAUUAUUUAAUGAAAAAAAGAAAAUAACAACACACAAUCGGAGCAACAACCGAGUACGGGAGCGAAGAGUAUUUAUGUAAUAAAACAUGUGUUGUGUCAACAAGAUUAGGGUAGGGGAUAACACACUGACUCUGGUGCAAAAGACCGGGGUUCUAUUCUCGGUACGAAGAAUAGGGCAUGGCAAUUUUAUUUAUAUAGCACAAUUCAGGCACAAGGCCAUUCAAAGUGCUUUACUGGGGCAAGAUUGAAAUACAAUGCAUAUUAGAAAAGCGAAUGAAUAAAACAUUAAAAAGCGAAUGAAUAGAAUAAGAAUAAGUCAAUAUGUUAUUUGUUUUUAUAAAAUGCUGUUUCAAUAUCCUAGUCUACUAGCCUAUUUGGACAUAGGCUGGUCUACCCUUUUAAGAACAAUUUAGACAUCUGUAUUUUGUUAAGAUGUAUCUUAUUCGUAAAUGUAUCAUAAUAAAACCACGUGACAUAUGACAUCCGAACCACCAACUGCUUUGUUGCCUCACCGGCUUGGUUCGUGGUCCAAUCAAGUGUUUCAAUGCGCCAAUGAAUCGCCUCGUAUCUGACAGGUGACAGGUUGACACUUAACCUGUCACACUUAGCGCCAUAAACCCUUUAUAAACUCUCGAAACAAUGGACAAUAUGUGGGUUGUUGUAAUAGCGCCUACCCCGUUACUGUCGAGUUGUUGGAAUUGUUGGAAUUGUUGGUAUCGCAUUUGUAUUGGAUUUUUGUCUGAUAAUUAUGGAGCCAGCCAGGAAGAGAGGUCGUUCUAGCAUGUGGGAACACUUUGAUCUGAUCGCACCUGAUAAGGUAGGUGUGCUAGCUGUUUAAUACUAUAUAUGGUUUAAUAUGAAACAUAGGAAAAUAUAUGUACAUAUACAACAGUAACUUCCUGACAGUAAUAGACCAUAUGUAUGUGCAGACCAUAGCUAUAUAGCCAAUAUAUAGGCCAAGGCAAUAUAGCUAUGUUCUAUGUCAUGUCUAUAUAAGGUAGCUAUAGGUAUAGGUGUUUACACUCAAACUGCAUUUUUAUUUGCUAAUGGCUUUCUCUACAGGUCCGGUGCUUGGUGUGUUCAACUGAGCUGAAGUAUCAUGGGAAUUCUUCCUCCAUGAUUAGGCACUUCACUGCCAAGCAUGGAGCUGCUAACCAGGGUAACUCACCUCAAGUGGACCGGAAGCAACAGCUGGAUGAGGCUCUGGUGAACAUGGUGGUGGAGGACUCACAGCCUUUUUCCAUCGUUGAGGACGGUGGAUUCAAGGCAUUUGUGGCAUUGCUGGAUCCAACCUACACCAUGCCAUCCAGAAAGGCUGUGAAGAACAUGGUUUUCCGGAAGUACGAGGAGGAGAAGACCAAGGCCAAGGCUGCCAUGCAGAAGGUGCAGGCUGUGAGUCUGACUUCAGACAUGUGGACCUCCAUUAAUAUGGAGGCCUACCUAGCAGUCACCUGCCAUUAUGUCGAUGACACUUCGAAGCUGGCCACAGUGCUUUUGGGAGUGCGGCCUUUCCCCGAGACUCAUACGGCUGUGAACAUUUCUGCAGCAAUGAGGUCUCUCAUGGAGGAAUGGGACAUUGAGAGUAAAGUGGCUUCGAUUGUGACGGAUGCGGGAGCCAACAUGAUUGCCUGUGUCGGAAUGUUGAAUUUGAGACAUGCACUUUGUUUUGCACACACUCUCAAUUUAGUGGUGAAGAAGUCCAUUGAUGCUACACCAGGUCUAGAAGACAUACGCACAAGGGCACGCAAAGUUGUCACCUUUUUCAGAACGAGCACUACAGCAAAGGAGAAGCUGAAAGAAGUGCAGGAGCAACUGAACAGGCCAGUGAUGAAGCUCAUCCAAGAAGUGGACACACGCUGGAACAGCACCUUCCUUAUGCUCCAGCGCCUCUUCCAGGAGAGACAGGCAGUAGGGGCAGCUCUCGCUAUACUGACGACAGAUGUGACACCCAUGUCCUCUGAGGAUUAUGAAGCAACGGCUGCGUGCCUACAUCUGCUUGCCCCCUUCAACCAGGCAACCGUUGAACUUUCAGAGGAGAAAAUAGUGUCAGGGUCCAAGGUCAUUCCAAUGACCAAAAUGUUAAAUAUAUAUCUGCAUGGGGAGAUGCAGAACACAAGGCACCCCACAGCAAAACUGUUGGGACAGAACCUCCUAUUAUUUAUGCAAAAAAAAAUUGAAACUGCAGAGACCCAGACAGCCCUGACACUGGCAACACUUCUGGAUCCCAGAUACAAGACGAUGGGAUUCAAUAAUCAAAUACAGGCGCAGGCAUCAGUGAAAAGACUGACAGCACAAUGCACACUUUUAAUGAGGGACACGGUGGACACACCACCUGACACACCGACAGAGGAACAUCCCUCCACAUCGGCCCAAACAGCAACAGCGAAUGUGGAAAAUCCUCCUUCAACAGUGAUAAACCUGUGGGAAAGCCUCGACAGAGAUGCCUCCCAGGCAAGAAAGGGGAGGAACGCAACAGCAGAUGCAACAGUCGAGGUGCAGCGCUAUUUGAUGGAUCCACCCAUAGCAAGAUGUGAAGAUCCACUGAAAUACUGGCGGGAACAUCAAAAUGUGUACACUCAUUUAUUCAAGCUGGCGAACACAUUUUUAUGUACGCCAGCAUCCUCGGUACCAUCGGAGCGAAUUUUCUCCAAAUGUGGAGAAAUUGUGAGCAAGAAGAGAAACCGGCUCAACCCUAAAACUGUGGAAAAAAUAAUGUUCCUAAAUAAAAAUCUUUCAAUGUUCCACAAUCACCCCGUAUUUCCAUCAUUACCUCCUGUCAUAGUUUCACAAGCACAUCCAACCUAUGCCAUCUUUUCCCAGCCCAUUCUCCUCAGUAACACAAGCACAAUAGGCCUACACACAUUCAUGAAUCUUAUUUUUUUUAUAUUUAGAAGUUUAUUGAGCAGGGACAAAUUCAUUGUUUCAUAUAAAAUAGAUGCCAUGCAUGCAGGUUUCUAGACAAGACUAAUUUGCAACCCAUGUCCCUGGUUUUCUAAAUAUAACAUGAAAUCCGGGCUUAGUGUAAGUGUGUACCAACUCAUUUUCCGUGUUUCGGUGGAGAAGCUUUGAGCAAAAAAAGGGCAGACAAAGCAGCUUGCUUCAGGUCGAAAAAAAUCACGUGACAUGUGACGUCCGAAGCAGCAACUGAUUCGUUGCCUGAAUGAAUCACUUGACUGGUCCGCGCC